Dibothriocephalus latus is the source of this 273-nucleotide messenger RNA. NCBI's taxonomy places the organism in Eukaryota, Metazoa, Platyhelminthes, Cestoda, Diphyllobothriidea, Diphyllobothriidae. The record is from the annotation of a GenBank genome assembly.
CCAGACUUCCCCAAGGAACCAGUGGAUUCCCCAGCCAAAAUUUCUUCCUGGCUAAAGUUCUAUGAGAUGUCGCCGCCCGUGAUGGGAGUGGGCACCAUUGUUUCGCACGAUCCGGAUAAGAUGGACAUAAAAUUGGAGCAUUUCCACUGCUACAGCGAGAACGGCACAGAAGCAGGUCACUUCUACUAUGACACGGAUCCGACGACUGCACACUACCGGGUCUAUCUAGCUCCCGCCAAGAACAUUCUUCGUAUUGACCGUGCAAUAAAGUGA